Molecule: messenger RNA, 1999 nt
Organism: Linum tenue
Lineage: Eukaryota; Viridiplantae; Streptophyta; Magnoliopsida; Malpighiales; Linaceae
Source: the annotation of a GenBank genome assembly
GAGCCAUUCUACACCAGUCAUUAGUUCUUCUCUUCGUAAUUCAACCUUGCGCUACUCCCUACUUUCUAGUAUAUUCUCUGCGGAAGAUCGCCCCCUCCAUUAACGAGCUCGAAAAUCUGCCAACCCAGUUCUCGAACUCUGGAUUUUGGAGCUUAAAGAUGAAAGCUUUAUUCGCUGUCCGCUGCUCUUCUUCGUCAGUCGGCUUCACUUAUCUCCUCUCUAAACCCGUUUUACCCUCUUCCAGAAAUCGGCUCUUCCUCCCUGACAAAGCAUUCUUUUUCUGCCGGGGGAUAUUUGGUACUAGGGUAGAUGGAUUAUCCGCGGCAAGAUCAGUGCCACCAACAUUGCUCACUGCAGAAAAGGAAGAAGCAAAAGCUGUGCUAGCCUUGUUCUUGAAGAACCAGGGUGUGAGCAAGUCAGUCGCUUCGAGAACUGUAAACAAAUCGGAUGUCUUCAUCGACCAUCUCAUUUCCAGGCUACAUUCUGUUCACAAAUCUCGGUAUCUAGUAGGAAGAGAACUCACAACUCUUGAGAUUAGGGACGCUCUCAUUCCUUACCUUGAAUCGCUCCACGAAGAACACGGCAACGUUCUGGUUGAUGUUGUAGAGAACUUUCCAGACCCUCCGGUUAAAGAUAAACCUGCUGCUGCUGCUCUUCCUGCCAUUCCUCCUCCUGAAGUACCUCUCAGUUCGAAGAAGCUAAAAGCUGUGAGUCGAGUGAGCGAGAUAGGCCCAGCUGGUGACCUUCCACCUCACAUCCUCUACCUCAUAGAUCUCGGUUUGGACUUGGAAAAAAUCAAAGUGAUCACUAGAAAGUUCCCGGCUUUUGCUUACUACAGCUUGGAAGGCAAGAUCAAGCCGAUAGUUGAGUUCCUCAUCGAUCUAGGCAUACCUAAAGAAAACCUCCCAGUCAUCCUAACCAAAAGGCCACAACUCUGUGGGAUCAGCCUUUCAGAAAACAUCAUACCCACCAUGAGAUUCUUGGAAGAUUUGGGAGUCGACAAGGCACAAUGGGCAAAAGUGAUAUACCGGUUCCCAGCUCUACUUACUUACAGCAGGCAGAAGGUCGAAUCGACUGUGGAUUUCCUCUCAGAAAUGGGUGUCUCGGCUGACAGCAUAGGGAAGAUCUUAACUCGGGCACCAAACAUCAUCAGCUAUAGCGUGGAGGACAAGCUUCGUCCCACAGCAGAUUACUUCAGUUCUCUCAAUGUCGAUGUAGGCAUUCUUCUAUUCCGUUCUCCUUCAACGUUCGGUCUCAGCAUUGAGGCAAACUUGAAACCCAUCACCGAGUUCUUCUUGGGGAAAGGUUACACACGAGAAGAAAUCGGGAUCAUGAUCUCGAGAUAUGGAGCUCUUUAUAGCUUUAGCUUGGAGGAUAACCUUAUCCCGAAAUGGGAGUUCUUCCUCACCAUGGAUUACUCCAAGGACGAGCUUGUCAAGUUCCCACAGUACUUUGGCUAUAGCUUGGAGCACAGGAUCAAGCCGAGGUACGCUCUUGUCAGGGAGUAUGGAGUGAGAUUGCUUCUGAACCAGAUUCUUUCCCUGUCGCGUAGUAACUUCGAUAAGACCUUGGAGAAGAAGCUCAUGAUCAUGACCAAGAAGAAAGCUCUCUGAUUCGAAGAUGGAGUUUUGUUGUUUUGAUGUUCCUAAUCAUGGUUAUAGUUAGUGUCUUCUUGUUGUGCUGAUGUUUAGUUAGAGUCUACUGUCUGUAUGACUGAACUUGUAGUAGUAGUAGUAGUGCAGAUUCAGAUGAUGUUCAAGGUUGGAGGGAUUUUCUCUUCUUGUAUGAAACGUCUAGCGGGCCUAAUGGGCCGGAACCCAGAUUAAGCCCAAAGCAUAGGAGAGUGGCUGGGCCCGUGGGUUGUGGAUAAUUACAAAGCAAUAGGUUUAAAACGAGGGAUUGACACGCCAACUUAACACGAGUCAGAUUUUCACUGCUCCCAUGCCAUUUUUUUGGCUUCCCACCGAAACAGAAUUCGGUAAAUAUCCAAAUGAAAAAA